UGUUACACUCAACCGGAAUUCUUUCCCAGCACAAGCCUCCUUUAAUCAAGUUUGGUUUGAAGCCUACCGGUCCUUCUCGAUCCGACGCACUGAGGUUUUUUCUGUAGUUUGGGUGUUGAGGGUCUGCUGUCGUGGGGGUUUCCUCGUGUCGGUGGGCCGAUGUCGGCUCUCGGUGAAACACUGAAAGCAUUGUGUCAUCUGUACUGCUGAAGCUGUUUGAUGAAGCCCGUAUCUCUUCUGGGAGAGCCGCUGGUGGAAUAUAUUAUUGGUUUCUGCAGCCGCUGGACAGCCGCUGGCCUCUUUCUGUAGCUGUGCAGUAAAUGACCGUUUAGUGUCUUGCCGAGGUGCUGAAGGACCGUAGGACGUGAUGUGGUCGUGUCUGAAGUGUGUGGGGAUCGGCAAGGUGAAACGGAAAACAGGCAUGCGUGAAACCGCCUCUAACGCCGACUCGGACUUGUGCCCGGACAAUGGUGAACGUCUGUACGACCUAAACCUUCCUGCACUUGUCAAAUUCAGCUACACGGCCGAGCGGGAAGAUGAGUUGUCGUUGGUUAAGGGCACAAGGGUCAUCGUCAUGGAGAAGUGCAGUGAUGGCUGGUGGAGGGGGAGCUACAACGGCCAUUCAGGAUGGUUCCCAUCCAACUACGUGACGGAGGAUGCAGAUGGAUCGGCGAGCAACGACUCUGCCGGCUUGUCUGAGAAAUUGGCUGCUGUUGUUCAUAGUGCGAACGGCAACCGGGUGCUGCACACAGUACAGGCACUCUACCCGUUCAGCUCGGGCAACGAUGAAGAGCUGAACUUUGAGAAGGGGGAGGUUAUGGAUGUUGUGGAGAAGCCAGAAAACGACCCAGAGUGGUGGAAGUGUCGCAAAGCCGAUGGGCAGAUGGGACUUGUGCCGAAGAACUACGUGACUGUUCUGCAGGAGUCGCACAACUCAGCCAGCAUGGCCGGGCCGCCCACACCUGACUGUGACUACAUUGAGCCUUCAUCCAGCGGACGUUUCGCUGGCAAGCAGUGGUACUAUGGGAAGGUGACGCGUCAUCAGGCAGAGGUGGCACUCAACCAGAGGGGCACAGAGGGAGACUUUCUUAUCCGGGACAGUGAGUCCUCACCCAAUGACUUUUCAAUAUCGCUGAAAGCUCAGUCCAAAAACAAGCAUUUCAAAGUCCAACUGAAGGACAACCUGUACUGCAUCGGACAACGCAAGUUUAACUCAAUGGAGGAGUUGGUGGAACACUACAAAAAAGCGCCCAUCUUCACCAGCGAACAGGGCGACAAACUCUACCUGGUCAAGGCUCUGGCUGCCUCCUGAUCCAAGUAGAAAGAAUAUCCAGUUAACAAUGACUACACUUCCAGACAGACUGGGAAUAUCAAGCAUUCCAAGAAAGGGAGGUACAGGGAGAGAUGGACAAUGGACUCCCGUUCAUUCGCUCAGAAACUUGCUUGAAUUUCAUUGAGGGACACGCCCAAUGUAUCAAAAUACAAAAAUGUUUAGACCAUAGGUGAUGCAGUGUAUUUUGAUGUCAACAUGUAUUAGAAUUACAACCUAGGUCUUCUUUUGUUAAUGUAUAUUCUUUUCAUUGAUUUCCAAAAUGUAUUUUUCAUUUGUUCUUUAACUUCCCUGCCAAUUUUUUUACUGUCAAUUCAAGUUUCUGCUAUUGGAAGUCCUGACUGCAGAAGAACUUUUCUCAACAUUUUUCAGAGGUCUCACAUACUGUCUUUUACUGCCUGCAAUGCCUGAACCACACAGAACUGUUGUAAUUUACAUAAUCUGCUAUAUUUAUUAGGAAUCAAUAUUUCUGCAAAAUGCUCCAACAAUAAAAGUGAGUGACCAAAACCAAUAUUCAGAAUUAGGCACAAUCAUUUUGGGAUUAAUCUUGAACUAUAUUCUUGCAACUGCAUGUUUCCAACAUUAAAGUAUGAGGUCUCGUUAAGGAUGACAUCUGUAUUUAUGAGGGGUAAAGUUUCAGAAGUUCUGCUUCCGUGACAAUCAAGGUGCUUAUUAUUGUGGUUUGUCAGCUAGCUUUGACAAUAGAGUCCUACAUUUAUUCAGACAUCUUGGAACUGUCAGAAUCCAUGCCAUGCCAUAAAUAUGAUGUCUCCGCUUUGUCAAAGGGCUUAGCUGUGAUUAAUGUCUUCUACUAGACAUUUAUUUGAAUUUGGGAGUUUGUGCAAGAUUUGCAGAUCUUCAUUGGAGCCUGAAUUGCAAUGCCAUGACUGAAGAUUAAAGAAAAUUAAACCAAAUUUGUGUACACAAUAGGUCUUUUAUGAUUCAGUGUUUUACUAAUAAAAACAGUCUUUCAUGAUCAAGGCUGCA
Messenger RNA from Sinocyclocheilus grahami, 2317 nucleotides. Its product is annotated as cytoplasmic protein NCK1-like. Gene Ontology annotation, cellular component: cytoplasm. Lineage: Eukaryota; Metazoa; Chordata; Actinopteri; Cypriniformes; Cyprinidae. Gene Ontology annotation, molecular function: ephrin receptor binding; receptor tyrosine kinase binding; signaling adaptor activity. The coding region runs from base 368 to 1312 and encodes 314 amino acids. The transcript has 3 exons. Gene Ontology annotation, biological process: ephrin receptor signaling pathway; positive regulation of translation in response to endoplasmic reticulum stress; negative regulation of PERK-mediated unfolded protein response. The record is from RefSeq and is a predicted model, not a curated record.